Exaiptasia diaphana is the source of this 3023-nucleotide messenger RNA. RefSeq names its product protein regulator of cytokinesis 1. The coding region runs from base 87 to 2060 and encodes 657 amino acids. Gene Ontology annotation, molecular function: microtubule binding. NCBI's taxonomy places the organism in Eukaryota, Metazoa, Cnidaria, Anthozoa, Actiniaria, Aiptasiidae. The record is from RefSeq and is a predicted model, not a curated record. Gene Ontology annotation, cellular component: cytoplasm; spindle; mitotic spindle midzone. The transcript is spliced from 17 exons. Gene Ontology annotation, biological process: mitotic spindle midzone assembly; microtubule cytoskeleton organization.
UUGUGCGGGCUUUUCAAAAGUCGAUUGAGUUGGAGAAGUUGGGUGGAAAUAUUUUUAUCUGUUCUAUGACUUUCUAGCUGAUUUAAAUGAAAAUGGACCUGAAAGCACCUCUCGCCACUAUCGAAGAAUCCUUCGCGUCUUCCAAAGAAACCAGCGUGCAAAUGAUUAAAACCGAGCUCGUYAUGUGCCUAGAAAGCUCCAUGGCAAACYUWCAAAMUAUAUGGGAUGAGAUUGGUAUUUCAGAGGAGCAGAAAGAAGAAAGAACUCAAGUGGUUUUGAAGCAUCUUCAAACCCUAUUGCAAGAGAUGGUCGUUGAAGAAGAAGAUUUGAAGAGAACUUUGCUAGAAAAUGUAAAAACAUGCACUGAAGAUCUGAAAAGAUUGUCAAAAGAAUUGGAUGUCGAAUGCCCAACGUUUCAAGAGGGCAUCUCCAUUCUUAAACUAGAAAACGAUCUGCGCCUGAAAGUUGAUGAGUUCAAACUAGAAAAACAUGAAAGGACCAAAGCCUUGAAGGCACUCCGUGACCAGGAAAAUGAACUGUCCAAGAGACUUUGUCUGCCAAUACACAACUUUGGCCAGGAAAUYAUUGUACCRAACAAAGAACAACUAAGGGAACUCGAGGCAAACAUUGAUUAUUUUCAAAAAGAACUGGCCAAGCGAUCAGAGCAAUUUAAGAAGCUCAAGUCUACAAUUAUGGAAUUAUGGAAAGAACUAGAAGAUGCACCAGAGACAUCACUUGAAAGGGAGCUGGCAGCCAGUAAUUCUGAGAAUACUGUUGUAUUGUCAGCUGGUAACAUGGAUACUUUGAAGGUGCUUGAGCUUGAGCUUGAASAUCAAAAAAACAUAAACAUUGACACUGCAAAACGGCUACAUGAUGAUGUCCAGUCUCUCUGGACAAAGUUGGAAAUAUCUGUGAAUGAAACCAAGCCUUUCCUUGCUCGYUGGCAUGGAUUCAAGCCAUCAACGAUUGCUGCUUUCAAAGAGGAGAAACAAAGGCUUCAGGUACUWAAACUUCAACACAUGCAGAAGUUUAUUGAUGGACUCAGGUAUGAAUUAAUAAAUCUCUGGGACAAGUGUUACUAUGGAGAUGCACAAAGAGAAACAUUCUCACCAAUGAAUGACACAAAUUACACAGAAGAGCUUCUUGCUAUGCAUGAGCACCAAGUUGAAGUGAUGAAAGGCUAUUAUGAACAAAACAAACAUUUGUUUAAAAUGGUAGAGAAACGAGCAACCAUGUUUGCAAAGAUGGAGGAGUACGAGACUACAAGCAAGCUGAAGCAGACUAACGUUGACAGAUUUUCAAACAGAGGGGGAGCAUUACUUAAAGAAUGUCGAGCAAGGAAAAUGAUAGAGAAAGAAUUACCAAAGGUUGAAAAGGAGCUGAAAGAAGAGGUUGCAAAGUGGGAAGCAGAGAAUGAACAAAAGUUUCUGGUCAACGGCAAACAACUGUUUGAACUUAUGGAAGAACAAUGGGGAAAUCUCAAGAACCAGAAAGAACAAAUUAAACUUGAAAGGCACAAGAGAAACCAAGACAUUAUGCAGAAAGAACUGUUGUACGGCAGUGCGCCAGUCACUCCAACUAAAAGACGAUUUAUUGGAACUCCAUCAAAGACACCAACUAAGCAGAAAAGAAUGGACAACACCCUCACACCUAAAUCAACCACCAAAUUUGGAAUAUCAACYGUUCAAUCACCAAAAGUGACAUCAAGAACYGGUUUACCACCAAUUGGAAGUAGCACAAAGAAACAAAGUAAAGUCACAAGACUUGCAAAAAAAGCUGCAAAAGUAACACCAAAACGGGCUUCAGCAAGACUCAAGGCUAAACGCCAAGUUCUUGGUGAGAACUCCUUCAUUACAUUCAGUCCAAGCAAAGGAAAGAAAACACUAAACGGYUCAAUUGCCAUGGUYACUGGUUCCAAGACWACCAGUGACAAUAACGUAUCAUUGAUAUCAUGCGUGGACUACAAAGAAUUCGCAGAUGGACUUGAAAACAUUCCAGCCCCCAAUAAAUGCCGCAGCAGUAUUCUAAUAACAGAUGAAAAAACAGGAACAUUUGUGUGAAAAUUUCCAGAAUUAAUUGCAUGAUUUUGUACAUAUAUAUUAUAUUAGUAUACCUUGUGAUAGAGUGCAAACCACAAAAGCGUGAACAACAACAACUAAUAACCUUUAGUUAUCAACCAACUAAGAAUUAACUGGGGCAUGAACAUAAUUCCAAAAAGGAAAUUGUCUUUGUUUAUGCCUCACUGAAUUCUUAGUUGAUAACUAAAUCUUAUCAGGCACUAAUUAGUUAAGAAUUGUUUCACACUAAUGUGGCAUGCACUCUAUAAAAUGUUAUUAUAUGAAAUUAAAUUUCUAGAGUUCAAAUCUAAAGCACAAAAAACAUAAUGACAGAAUAAUCACACCUUGUUCUGUUGCAUUUUGCAAAGUUACUCUUGCUAGAAGUGUGUGUACUGCAAUAAUCAGCAAUAACUACAGAGAAGAUAUAUGAAUUUGAUGGAUGAUGUAUUUUAUCUAUUUUUAUCUUUUUUUUUUGUGCCAUGCAUGAUGUACAUGUAACAACAAAACAUUAGGUGCAUUAAAGGCCCAGUUUGCACCAUUAUGCUUUGCGCRCCUCUGUUACUGUUAUAAUUUACACCAAAAUACUUCUAGUAUCYGAAUAUAACAAAAAAACGAAGUUCAGAUGGUUGAAAACUCUUAUAUUAGGGUUUAAAGUGCUUAGAAAAAUUGGCCAUCUCCCGGCCCUUGUGGCAACCAAAGCAUAAUGGUGCACACUGGGCCUUUAAUGAAUCUGUUUUGAUUCACUCACAAAGAGGCAGUCAGUAAAUCAACUCCUGAUGUUAUUUAUAAAUUUUCUUUUCAACACCAGAAAGUGAAACAAUUAAUUGAGCACUAGUAAGACCAAAUAUUUGUAGUGCAUUAGAUAUUUUAAUACUUUCAAUAUAACUAAACCUUCACUCUGGUGGUUUUUAAUGUUCCAAAAAGCACUGUAAAUAGCUUCACACAAAAAUAAAUAUCAAAAAAGUG